This is a messenger RNA of Colletotrichum destructivum, 1422 nucleotides long. Its product is annotated as Putative UDP-glucuronosyl/UDP-glucosyltransferase. The record is from RefSeq and is a predicted model, not a curated record. NCBI's taxonomy places the organism in Eukaryota, Fungi, Ascomycota, Sordariomycetes, Glomerellales, Glomerellaceae. Gene Ontology annotation, molecular function: UDP-glycosyltransferase activity. Bases 1 to 1422 code for a protein of 473 amino acids. The transcript has a single exon.
AUGUCGUCUGCUCUACAUCUCGGCUACACAGGAUCGCAGCGCAAAUCUCUGAUUGUAAUGAUGUCUAUUCCGACCUAUGGUCACACCCUGCCUCUCCUCAAGAUCUGCUCGCACCUCGUCGCGCGAGGAUAUUCAGUCUUUUUCAUCGGUGGCACCGAACAUCAGGCCCAGAUACGCCGCGCUGGCGCGGAAUUCAUCGAGCAUCCGCCGUGGGGCAUAACGGACGAAUUCAAAGCCGAAAGGGACAAGAUCGUCAACGUUUUCCGACGCAACACCUUUGAAGCCGAGCACGUCUACGUCGGGAGCAUGCUGCAGCGACACCGAGUCCUUCGCUCCACGCUGGAGCAUGUGCGCAGGAAGCACCCGGAAGAGGAGGUCCUCAUCAUACACGAGUGCAUCUCGGCCUUUGCGACGCUCCCCUUCUUUUACGGCGCACCGCUGCCCGCGGGCUAUGGCAGGUUUCCCAAAGUCAUCAAUAUCCCCAUCUAUCCGAUGUUUGUGUGGAGCAUCGACACUCCUCCGUUCGGACCUGGCAGCCCCCCGACGACGACCUGGCUGGGACGCCUAGCGAACUUGCUCCUUUACUACGUCAUCAUCAGCCUGCCAAUGUAUCGUCAAAUCUUGGGGCGCGUCAACCAAGAGAUGAAGGUUCUCGGUGCCACUCGCCAGGUCACAGGCUGGCUGCCCGACGUGGUGACCACCACGGCGGACGUGGUCUUGAUGAUAUGCAGCCCCAGCAUGGAGUACCCGCGGUCUGAUCUCGAUCCCAAAAUCCGCUUCAUCGGCUGCCUACCGAACAACGUCUCCACGACGUCUUUUCGGCCAACCUUCCAGCCGCAGGCAUGGUGGUCGACCAUUCAAGAGAACGCCAAGCUGCCGUCGCAGACCAGAAAGCGGCUGGUCAUGGUAACUCAGGGGACCCUGUCCGUGGACUACAACGACCUCCUGAUUCCACUCAUGCAGGCGCUGGCUGGCCGACGCGAUGUUUUGGUCGUCGCACUCUUGGGAGGGCAUGACAAAGAGCUGCCUCGAGACUUUCCAGUACCCGCGAACGCCUACGUGGCCCAGUACUUGCCAUAUGAGGUGAUCCUUCCUCUGAGCGAUAUAUCUGUACAGAAUGGCGGGUACGGCGGUUGGACGCAGGCCGUAAUGUAUGGCGUUCCCACGGUUCUCGCGGGGGCGACAGAGGAAAAGCGAGAGAAUGUGAUGCGCGGGCAGUGGACUGGCACAUCCGUGGGGAUCAAAAAGCGACGGCCCUCUGUGCAAGAGUUACGAGAGGCAGUGGAUACUAUCCUCGAGAGCUAUGACGAGUACAAGUCGACAGUGUUGAAGCUGAAGGCAGAAAACGACCGCCUGGAUGCCAUGGCACAGAUCGAGCGUGCUACAGAGGGAUUCCCAUUGGACACAGUUCGGCAGUCAUAA